ACUCACCGAUUCCCCUCCCACCCAGAAAACCUUCUGUAACAGCCAUCCUGUAGACUUGAAUGGCUGUCUACUGCGGCAGCGUUCCGCCACAGGUUAGAGUGGCAUUUUUUGUCCUUUGUUGACCUGCAACUGUGAACGAAUUCGUUUUUCUCAGCCGCAGUGCUCCAUUUGGAUCAUUGCUUCGUACAGCUUAUGAGUCUGCUUGAGCGGAUGCGAUGAUGUGAGCAUCGAGCAAGGACACGUGCUCUGCGGUCUAACACGUGGGUCAACCCGUUGGGUUGUGAGACCUUUUUCCUCAAGGUCACGAUCGAUGGCUGCGGUGCGAUAUGCCGUUAGUGUCCACCUCCGCAUUGUUUCUGGAGACUGGUUUUUAAAAUCAGCUGGUUUCAGCAUGGAGAUGGUUUCAGCAUUGAGGAAGGAGGCAGGCGGUUUCAGGAAUGUAAAUGCCUGCAUGGGUUUUCCAACUACAAUGUAGUUGAAAACGUACUUCGCAGUGCUCGUCGGCAAGGGUAGGCCUAUCCGAUUUCUCAGACUUGAGAUCACAUUCUCGCGGGAAAAUCGUCGAGCUAAUUCGAAUGAACACUGCGCAGGACAUAUCGCGGAGCAGAUCUUUUGUUCCCCCCGGUUUAAGGAGUGUGCUUUGAGGACUGAUCCGCAAAGGUCUGUUGCAUCGUCACCAUUUUGGAGACUUGAACAGUAACGCUAUCUGGAAGUGAUCGGGAACGUAGGCAGUCGAGUAUUGCAGACAGCGUACACCUCGCUGGCAGGCCGUUCCGCGAUAGAAUGGGCCGGUGCAGAUCUCUCCUGGCUCGGCACAGGGGCUGGGUCGUGACGGCCGCUGCGUUCGUGAUGUUCGUGGUGGCCACCGGCACCCUGGGCGUGUUUCUACUGCUCUACGUGCAUUUCGAGCGGGAAUUCCAGGAUUCUGCAACUGCCAUUGGAUGGAUAGGUUCCCUAGCCAACGGUCUUCUCAACCUCACGUCUUUCGUGUCCAGUCCUCUCUACGAGAGGUUCACGCGUCGGAAGAUCAUCGUUCUCGGAAUAUUGCUUUGCAGCGCCGGGAUCCUAGCAACCAGCUUUACCCGGGCGCUUUGGCAGAUUUAUCUGACCUUCGGUGUGGUGUUCGCUGUCGGUCUCAACUUCCUUUGCAACCCUGCGUUGAACAUGCUGACUAUCUACUUUCCUGGCAAGAACUGCGUUCGAGCCACAGCUCUAGCCAGUGGCGGUCAAACAGUGGGUACCCUUCUGCUAACACCGAUUUUAGAAGCCGUUUUGUCUGUCAUUGGGUGGCGUCAAACCCUUCAAGUUCAGGCAAUCGUGAUCUUCGUGAUCUGUCUGCCGCUCGCCGUCGUCUUCAAGACUCCAUCGCUGCGUCCCACUCGGCUGGACAGUGUAGCCGAAGACGCGGGCACCCCAGCCGAGCAGGAGAAGCUGAACAUGAUGAAGGUGGGCGGGGCCCCGUCGGCAGAGGGUGACGAGAACAGCUACCGGAAGACGGAGGGUGACGGCGAGGAGGACGCAUGCUUGGAACCGGACUUGGCUCAGGAUCAGGGAUCCGGAGACUGUGCCUCACCGGACGGUAAUGAGGAGCACGAGGCGAACUCUCUUACUGAACCCGUUAACUCGUCCGAGAAGACUGUUGAAGACAGUGUGGGAGGGGGAAGGCAGAGGUACCCAAACACGUGGCAGAAGUACGUGAGGUUGAUGAAGGACUCAAGGCAUGCGUUUUUCUUCCUGGCCACCCUUGCAACAGCCCUCUCGGUCACAUUUAAUGGAAUAAACUUGAUUAGCUGUAUGACAGUAGGUGGCAUCCCAGAAUCUACUGCGGCCUGGCUGAUCACGUUGAUGUGCAUAGUUGAUUUGGUCUCCCGUUUCUUCUUUGCAUUUACCGGGGACUCUCUCCCGUUCCAGCGGAUCUUUCUCCUCGCCGUGGGAUCCGCGUUCGGGGCCGCGGGAUCAUUCCUGCUGACGAGGGGAACGUCGUUGUGGAUCUUCGCCCUCUAUGCCGUUGUUGCAGGGUUUGUGCGUUCCAUAGCCUUCGGCCUUGGCUGGGCUUGUGUUGUCGACCUCUUCGGCGCUGAUAGGACAGUGGAGACGCUGACGUCAGUUCAAAUCUCGUACGGGAUUGGCGGUUUACUGGCUUCCUCUGUAGCAGGCCUUAGCUACGACCUCACGGGCACCUACCAGACCACGCACUUCAUAUGCAUGGGACUGUGGGCAUUGUCGAGCCUAUGCUACGCCGUCGUGCACCAGUGGAGUCGAAUCACUUCCUGCAGGCCGAAAGUCAACCGACCGUCACAUCUUGCCACCUUGAAUUAAAACACACUGUAUUCGGAACUUUUGUACGUCUGAUAAAGACGAUGGCAACAUUUUGGAGCCACGUUGGUGGCAGCUACAGUAUUACUAAUUCAUGCCAAAGUAUAACAUUUAAAAUAUAACACUGGUGAACUUUGUUUAAACUGUUUGGGGACACACGGGCUGUGCAACCGUUCGGGUACAUGUACCUAAAAUCGAUGUUGUGUUUGCGACUUCUCUUACAAUGUAUCUACGUUAGUACUGAUUGGUAUGGGUAUAUGAGAGAGCACGCAGUGUGCAUGGCCUAGGGUAGGAGGUAUGAUUGGUUGCAGCCUUGGGUAAGUCACUUGUAUAGUCUCAUUGUUUCUCUCCGUCUAAGGGCGGGUACCUUUUCGAGAGUAGAGAUGGUUCUCGGCUUCUCAAGGGACAGCACUGAGCUUGAUGCUUCCCGUGGAGUUGAAGGUGGUUUAGGGAAUAUUUAUAGGGCUGGUGGGCAGUUAUAAUUACGAUAAAGCACUGAAGAACCAGCUGUGAUGGAUAUGUCUGUUUAUUAUUUUAUUUGCUCGUAUGAACAUCCAGUUAAGUUGCUGAAAAUUGAGAAACGCUGAACUUUCAAUCAUGCUGUGCCAGUGUAGCGUUUGGCAUUUUCUUUCAAUAACAUUGCUAACUUAAACUGUAUGUAUGUAACUGUAUGGGUUUUUUAUUCCAAUGCCAAAUAGUAUAGUCAUGGCAAAAGUGUGAAUGAAAUAAAACAAGACGAAGCUUCGAUGCUAGUUAUUCCAGCAUAAAAAUAAAAUUGCCACUGAGAAGGUUGAAAGUUAAAUUUUAGAUUUUCUUUUGUCGUUGAUUUUUGUCUCAGUUGUUGAUAGUAGAAUAGAGAUAUCUGCAGUAAGCUUUUUUUAGAUUACAAAUAUUUGGGAGAGAACAGUGUCUUCCUGAAAUGACAUCACAACCACAGCAUCCUCGUUUGUCACGGAAAAGGUGGAAAAUUUGAAAUUUUAAAAGCAAUAGUAUUAACUAAGAAACGGUGUGUCAAUCAUUUAAAAACAACAAUUUGUGUAAAAGAGCGUUUUCUCAUAAACCCUUUAAUAUGUUGAAACGAUGAACACAAUCUGGUUGUUGACUAACAUUGUCGUGAGGUUGAUUUUUUAACUCUUCUGGAUGGCAAAAAAUACCGUGUGGCCAUUUGUCCCAACAAAUACGUCAUGAACAUUUGAUUCUAGUCCUGCAUUUCGAAAUAUUGUCCCAAACGGUUUUGUUCAAGACCAGCCUCAUUUUGACUUUUAUUUAUUUAUGACCAUAAAUUAAUGAAAAUAGAUUUGAAAUAGGCCCUACUGAUAACCAGCGCUUCCUUUAGCUGUAGGAACAUAAAAUAGGUGUAUUCACCCCAUGGUCUGCGCACCUUAUUGUUUCAAGUGUUUUUUUUUACGGUUUGGUACAAUUUUUUUUCCAUAUUUUCUAAGGAUGGCAGUCACUGAUUCAGAAAAAAACUUAAUAAAGUCGUUUUUAUGGAAAGAGAA
Molecule: messenger RNA, 3815 nt
Organism: Acanthaster planci (crown-of-thorns starfish)
Lineage: Eukaryota; Metazoa; Echinodermata; Asteroidea; Valvatida; Acanthasteridae
Product: monocarboxylate transporter 7-like
Biological process (GO): transmembrane transport
Molecular function (GO): monocarboxylic acid transmembrane transporter activity
Source: RefSeq, a predicted model, not a curated record